Molecule: messenger RNA, 1852 nt
Organism: Scophthalmus maximus (turbot)
Lineage: Eukaryota; Metazoa; Chordata; Actinopteri; Pleuronectiformes; Scophthalmidae
Gene: mrps30
Product: mitochondrial ribosomal protein S30
Exons: 6
Coding region: 225-1547 (440 amino acids)
Biological process (GO): translation
Cellular component (GO): ribosome; mitochondrion; mitochondrial large ribosomal subunit
Molecular function (GO): structural constituent of ribosome
Source: RefSeq, a predicted model, not a curated record
GAUGAUAUCCGCAGGGAGGCUUUUGUCAAUCACCCUGGAGAAGAUGGUUGGGGCUGGGGAGCCGUACUUCCUGCUGGCCUCCACCGCCAGCCUCACCUCGUCGCUCUUGGUGCACAGUGGCCUCUGGGGGUCAGAGAGACACAAUAGAGGGCGCUAAUUCAAAAGACUGCUCCUCCAUGUGUCAACGAAACAGAGGCAGAAGAAGAAGAAGAAGAAGCUGAAACAUGGCGGCCCGCGCACGGCUGCCCUUGCUGUUCCCCAAGAAGCUUCCUCCGCUCAGACACCAGGCGCUCGUCCACACCGAGGCUGCGGCCAAGGAGCCCGCGUACCCCCCCGUCGUCGCCUCGCUCACGGCCAAAAGCAGAUCGGCCCGGCUGCGCCAGAAUGAGGAGCGUGUGAAGCUGAUAUGCGCCUCCCCGGUGGAGGAGAAGCUCUCCCUCGUCACUCGCAUCCAGCGGAUGAAGUUCGUGGUUUACCCUCAGACGUUCGCCCGGGACGCAGACAGGUGGUACCAGCACUUCACCAAGACCGCGUACAUCCCGGGUCUGCCCGACAAAUACACGCAGGAGCCGGAGGAGAGGAGCAGCGCCGCGGCGGAGGGCUCGCCGCCGCCGCCGCCGCAGCAGCCGGGGGCCGCAGCUCGAACCUCGGUGCCGGGCAUUGACGAUGAGGCGUUCGCGGACAUCCGUUCCUUGGUCACCCAGGUCAUUUUACAGGAGCACUGGCACACGAAGAAACGCAAACCGUUCCUGUACCGAGAGCAGGAGAUGAUGGUCGGACCUUUCCUGCGGAACCUGGUGGCCGGACUCACCCACAGUCUGGCCAAACACAACCCGCUGCUGCUGCUCUCCAGUCUGGAUAUUAAUUCCCAAGUGAACUUCUACUGGAGGCGAGGAGAGAGAAUCAUCCCAAAGGGGCACCGGAAAGGCCGGCAAGAGCCAACCAGGUUCCAGAUCGAUGACCGUCCCCACUGUCAGAUUAGGAUCACGGAGCAGCUGCCACAGUUCGCUCCGCUGGAGGCCUCCUAUGCAGCCCAUGUUCCAGAAGUCAAAUUUGCUCCCAACCUGAUGCCUCUAUUCAGACGACAGUAUGACAACAACAUCUUCACAGGUGCCAAGCUACCAGACCCAGCAUGUUACGGUCACACUCAGUUCCACCUGGUCCCGGACCGAUACCACAGAGACCGGAUGUCUCGGCUGAAGCAGUCUGACCAGGUGGAGGUCUUCCUCAGAGCCAACGGACUCGCCAGCCUCUUCGCCUGGACAGGAGCUCAGGCCAUGUACCAGGGUUUCUGGAACCACGAGGACGUCACCAGGCCUUUCGUGUCCCAGGCCGUGGUCACCGACGGCCACUUCUUCUCCUUCUUCUGCUACCAGCUCAACACCGUGGCCCUCUCUGUGGAGACGGACAGCAACAACCCCAGGAAAAACCUGUUGUGGGGCACCGAGAGCCUGCGGCUGUACGAGAGCGUGCGGGACGGAGAGGUGGUGGGCCUGGAUGACGGCGUCCUCAAACUUCUGGUCCAUUUCCUCAUGAACCGACCGUAGACUUGUUCAGGUGUCUCUCUUCUCUUGUGGUUGUUUGCCUCCGUCUGCCGGUGGGAAAAUGUCUUUUGUUCGCCAAGGCACACGAACUCAAGAGAAACACGGCAGACGUGUGCAAGUUUUGUCAGACUGUAUAAAAUGUAAUUAUUUGAAGAAGAAAAAAGCAGAAAACUCAGUUAAUCUGUGUCUAACAGGUUUAUGAGUUUGAAAACUGAACAAAGUUCAGACAUAUACUAAACACACCAUCCCAGAUUAUCAUUACUGUGCAGACUAUUUAUGCAAAAUUAAAAUCAUGCUUUACAAUCUAA